This is a messenger RNA of Papaver somniferum (opium poppy), 561 nucleotides long. Its product is annotated as protein bfr2-like. The transcript has a single exon. NCBI's taxonomy places the organism in Eukaryota, Viridiplantae, Streptophyta, Magnoliopsida, Ranunculales, Papaveraceae. Bases 1 to 561 code for a protein of 186 amino acids. The record is from RefSeq and is a predicted model, not a curated record.
AUGGUGACUUCCAGCAGCAGUGAUUAUGACUAUGAUUAUUCAUCUAGCUCUUCUGACGAGGAUUCCAAGGUUCCAGAGAUGAAGAUUUCUGUAGCAAAAUAUCGCGCCAAGAUGGACCAAUCAUUGAAGAAGGCUAAGGAAGACAUACUGAAGACUGCCCGUGAUAGAUUCUCGAAGAGGAAAGACGAGGAUGAGAUAAUAGCUGAGUACCGGGAGAAGAGGCUUCGAAUUCAGCGCAAAUGGUUAGCCGCCCAGGAGAAGCUUCGCUCUCGUCCUGAUGGUGUAGCCUCGGAUUCGUACGCUGAAGAAGAAGAGCCCGUAUGGGAGCCAAGGGAUCGCAAAAUUAAGCCACACCGGCUUACCAGGGAUAUUGAGCAAUUAGUUGAGGCUGAUCUUGAAGCUGAACGCAAAAGGGAAGAGUAUUGGGAUGCAAUGUACAACGAUCCUGAUGAGAGAGAAGACUUUGGUGGUGAUUCUAACAGUGAUUCUGAGGAAGAGCAUGAAGAAUAUUCCACUGAAGACGAUGAUGGUGACGACGAGUCCGAUGAAUCCGACGAUUAG